Messenger RNA from Plutella xylostella (diamondback moth), 3462 nucleotides. NCBI's taxonomy places the organism in Eukaryota, Metazoa, Arthropoda, Insecta, Lepidoptera, Plutellidae. The record is from RefSeq and is a predicted model, not a curated record.
AAAUUAAUCUGUGAACCAUUCGCCUUCGCUCGCCUUUUAUUUACAAUUUUUUGUAAAUUAUUGUUAUUUGUAACUUUCUUCAAAGUAUUUUCAAAUAAGAAUAAAAACAAGCGUGUUGUGGUAUUAUUAAACAAAAAAGUUACGGUGUAAUUUUAUCGGAGUAUUCUUAAUUUUUCAACGAUGGACGAAUCGUCGGCACCAAAGAAGAAAAUGAAGACUUGUGCGCAAGUAGCCACAAACGUGGUGGAGCAGAAACACCAGGUCUCCCGAGCGAAGCGGAGCCGCGCGCUCGGCAGUCGCGCCUUCCGUGGUUCUACGGUCUGGUUCACCGGGCUUUCUGGAGCUGGGAAGACUAGCAUCGCCUUCGCACUUGAGGCUUACCUGGUGUCCAAGGGUAUCCCAGCAUACGGCCUCGACGGCGACAACAUCCGGACAGGCCUGAACAAGAACCUAGGCUUCAGCAAGGAGGACCGAGAAGAGAACAUCAGACGAGUGGCGGAGGUCGCCAAACUGUUCGCCGAUAGCGGGGUCGUCUGCCUUUGCAGCUUCGUCUCGCCUUUUGCUGAGGACAGGGAAGUGGCUCGGCGCAUCCACACGGACAGUGACCUGCCGUUCUUCGAGGUGUUUGUGGACACGCCGCUUGAAGAGUGCGAGCGCCGGGACACCAAGGGACUGUACAAGAAGGCCAGGGAUGGACAGAUUAAGGGUUUCACGGGCAUCACUCAAGAGUACGAGCGACCCGAAGCCCCGGAGCUGGUGGUGAAGACCGUCGCGGCCUCCAUCGAGGAGUCCACCAUGGAGGUCGUCAAACUGCUCGAGUCGCAGGGCAUAAUCCCCAACUUGCAAAGCUCCCGGCUGGGAGUGGAGGAGCUGUUCAUAUACGGGAACCGGCUCGACAGCGCCAUGGACGAGGCGGCGCGCCUGCCGCAGAUCAACAUCACUACACUGGAUCUACAGUGGGUGCAGGUACUUUCAGAAGGAUGGGCGUAUCCACUGAAGGGAUUCAUGAGGGAAAACGAGUAUUUACAAUCGCUACACUUCAACUGUAUAACGACAUCUGACGGUGAAAGAGUGAACCAAUCGGUGCCGAUCGUAUUGCCAGUACAGACUGCUGAAAAGGAAAGGUUACAAGGUGCCGAGGCCAUAGCCCUCACAUACAACGGCAAGAGCGUAGCCAUACUGCGAGCCCCCGAGUUCUACCCGCACAGGAAAGAAGAGAGGUGUUCCAGACAGUUCUCCAUUUACAACACCGGACACCCGUAUAUUAAGAUGAUUGAGGAAUCCGGUGAUUGGCUGGUGGGCGGAAACUUGGAGGUAUUCGAAAGGAUCCGCUGGGAUGACGGCCUCGACUCGUACCGCCUCACCCCCAACGAACUCAGGAAAAAGUUCCAAGAGAUGAACGCUGACGCAGUGUUCGCCUUCCAGCUCCGCAACCCGAUCCACAACGGGCACGCCCUGCUCAUGCAGGACACGCAGCGACAGCUCCUGGCGCGGGGGUACAAGCGACCCGUGCUGCUGUUGCAUCCUCUAGGUGGCUGGACCAAAGACGACGACGUGCCUCUCCCCGUCCGCAUCCGCCAACACCUGGCCGUGCUCAACUCACAGGUGUUGGACGCGCGAGCCACCGUGCUGGCCGUGCUGCCCUCGCCCAUGAUGUACGCGGGGCCCACCGAGGUCCAAUGGCACGCGAAAUGCCGCAUGAACGCCGGCGCCAACCACUACAUAGUGGGGCGCGACCCCGCCGGCCUACCACACCCGGGGGGCUCGGGGGACCUGUUCGACCCCCGCCACGGCGCCAUGUGCCUCAAGAUGGCCCCCGGACUCGACUCACUCGAGAUUAUUCCAUUCCGCGUGGCUGCGUACGACACAUCGGUCGGUAAAAUGGCGUUCUUCGAUCCAACACGCAAAGAAGACUUUGACUUCAUCUCGGGAACUAGAAUGAGAGGUUUGGCUCGUGCCGGAAAGGAGCCUCCGAAAGGAUUCAUGGCGCCGGCCGCAUGGAAAGUACUCGCUGACUAUUAUCAGUCGUUGAAAGCAAAGAUGGAUACUAAUUAACAACAAAUAAGUACUCUCGGAUUAUCAGUCUUUGAAAGCAAAGAUGGAUAAUAACUAAUUAGCUACAAAUAUAUGAGAGUGAUCUGUAAUUUACAGAGAAAAUUGGCAGAUAGACGUUAAAUUAUAGAAAGUUGAAUUCGCGCCUAGUUUUGGCGUUAAUAUAUCAAAAGUUUUCCUAACCUAAGUUAGGUACUAUGUAAUUGUAAAAAUACCCACCUUUUAUGCUUUGUCGCAAAUUCCCUAUCCAUUAAGUACUGAAUGACUAUAGUAUACUCAAACCUCAUCUUUCAUCUUCAUCUGAAACAUAUUUAAUUAAAAGUAGCUUUUUUGCUAUACAGUGGCACCUUCUACACAUUUGAGACACUUUCCAUGAAACUUUCAUUCGUGAAAAAAGCUACUUAUUGAAAUUAAUAAAAAACCUUGUUCAAACAACUCCAUAAUCACAAUUCACACUGUUCCCUUCUUAGAGCUAUUUAGGCACGCAAAUAAUUCAGUAAAAGCUAAUGCAUACUAUAUCUCUCGUAGAUAAUAAAACAGUAAAGAAAAUGGCGGCCGUUACAUAAGAGGGAGUAUACACAUAAAAUUAGAGAGAGAUAGAGCUACAUCGCUCGAGUCCGUACGCCAUUUCAUAUUGUUUCUUUACCUGCGAGCAUAUAACUCCUAAAUAUUAACAUAAUAUAUCAUGUGAAAAUGAACACGGGACCUUUAGAUAAGAUAGAACGGCCAAGUUAUGCCUAAACGUCCACAACUAAUAUAAACUAAUAAUAUAUUAUUAGCUGAAACUUAUUUUAAUAACUUUUCUUUUCCUAAUAUAAGAUAGGUAUGACAUAAUUUUCAAUGGCUCGAAACUCUUAUAGUAUAUAUGAGUAAAAGUAAUGAGUGACUACUGAGAAGGCAAAACUUUAUAAACUGUCUAUAAUUUGUUGUGUAUUAUGUUGUAUCUUCGCUGAAAUAUAAUUUUUUCAGGAAUCAAUUGUGUUAUGCAUAUACAUUCCAAUCUAUUAUUGUAUAUGUAUUAUGUAUUUUUUUGGGAUAGCUUUUAUGUACAAUGUACAGUAUUAAUUUAUAUUCGGACAUAAAUUCCCGAUACUUAACAUUGUAUUUUACUAUUUGGACGGACGAAACCUAAUACAAUAUAAUGUAUUAAACAUUUUAUUUGUAAAUAGGUGUACUUAGUUAUUGUUUGUUAGUUAAGUUUUUAUGAAUAUCUUUAAAUUUUAUACAUAAAUUAUGUUAAAGAAUUUACAUAAUAAUAAUUAUUACAAAUAAAUUGUUGGUAAAUACGACUGUAAAGAUAUGAAGUACCUAGAUGUUAUAAAGAUGUAUUUUAGUUAUAAUUUAUUUGUAUGGUGCUUGAAGCUGUUAUUUUUAUUUUAAAAUAAUAAAUUCUACAAUGAUAUAAAGCUA